UUUCAGCCUUCUCGAAGCCUCCAAACUCAUCGAAUUACUCCUAUUGCUACGACUUUACCUACUCUCUCCAUCAUCUUGAAAUUAUACAACCCAGUUUCGUCAUGUCUUCCAACGGAGCUCCCACCGGCGAGGUCAGCGACAACGAGUACGUCUCCCGCCAGGGUGAUCGCCAACCUAUCGACGUCGUCAGUGACGAGACCAAAGUGGAGGAUCCCACUGAUCCCGAGACUGCGGACUCUGAUGCUCAACUUGAACGUGAUGACAAGGAGGCCAUUGACAAGAGCAAUAUCGUGAAGGAGCGUACCCGCGGCGCACAACCGGCCGGCGAGUACCGGGAGCCAGGUGAUACGGAGGGUCUUGAGGACAGUCGCUUGGAGUGAAUUUAAGGUGGAAACGUGUGGCUAGUAUUUAAU
Messenger RNA from Colletotrichum destructivum, 413 nucleotides. RefSeq lists its product as uncharacterized. Lineage: Eukaryota; Fungi; Ascomycota; Sordariomycetes; Glomerellales; Glomerellaceae. The coding region runs from base 102 to 380 and encodes 92 amino acids. The record is from RefSeq and is a predicted model, not a curated record. The transcript has 2 exons.